Molecule: messenger RNA, 5865 nt
Organism: Pelobates cultripes (western spadefoot toad)
Lineage: Eukaryota; Metazoa; Chordata; Amphibia; Anura; Pelobatidae
Source: the annotation of a GenBank genome assembly
AUGGAACUAUCGGCAGAUUGUGAAGUCCUCUUCAAGACAAUGCCUGCUCGGUGGAACAACAUGAAGACCAAAGUUUCACUAGCAAAGCAGCGCCUAGGUCCCAGGAUACAGCAAGAAGCUGAUAGGGUGACACAGGUACAAUUUGGUUGAUAUUUCUCCAUCACAUGCUUUAAAAAGUGUAAACAAAUGGUGGGAAGUAUCAGUUUCUUCAUUUUUAAAAAUGUUUUUUAUUUGCACUGUCAAGAUUGCCUUGAGGCAUUGGUAUAACCUGAGCAGAGCCAUUAUUGAUGGGCAUCCAUAUAUGAAGUGACACAACAAUCACAAUAAAUGCAACUAAUAAUUAAAGGGACAAUAUACUAUAUUUAGGGCGAGAGGGCAGGGGGACUAAAUAGUGCUUUUAACAUUAUAAGAUCAGGAAUACAUAUUUGUGUUCCUGACCCUGUAGUGUUCCUUUAAAUUAACAGGCAAAUGCUUCUGUUUGUAUGGUUGCUGCGUCUAUUUGAAUGGCCACUGUAAAGUUGCUCCUAGCUAUAGACAUACCAAGUAGUAGUUAUAGUGGAUGUAUUUGACUAACAAUCCUGACUGACUAUCAAGCAAAGUCAGGUGAAAAUGAAGGCAAAAAUAAAGGCAUUUUAUGCUUAAAUAUUUAGCACAUGGUGCACCCAAGGUAGAAUUUGUUUUAUCUUAUAUUAUCAAUUGUUAUUCUUCUAAUCCAAUGGAAUAAUUUCUUCAAAAUAUGCAUUGUGUUAUUAGAAACAGGAAUAUAUUUGGGUUUAUUCUUUUUUCUUUAUGAGACAUGAAUGUUUACAGACUGAAUUAUUUCAUUUGUGUAUACAUUUUCUUGCAGGAUCUAAAACGGUUUCAGCACAAACUUGAUGCUCUCGGUCAGGAUAUUGAAACCUCUGAAGUAUACAUGUACAAAUGUACAUCACACGAAGCCUUUAGGGCCAUAGAACAUUUCAACACAGAUGUACAAAUUCUACAAAAUGAGGCAAAAGACUUGAAGGAACUUCAGGAGCUACUGGAAACCACUGUGGUUGACUUCUCCAUUUUGGCUAAGUAAGGUUUAAAAACCUCAUUAAUGUCUCUAAAUUUAGUCAAUAGAUGUAUGUUUUAUUUGCUUUUUGACUGGUGUAUGCAAUUAUAAUACUACAUUGAGCAAUUUUGGAAACAUUUUAAUCAGAGGCUCACAUUGUUUAAAAAAAUAUUGUAAAAAUUAAUAAAAAAUUGCAAGCUCUUAAAGUCUCAUAAUAAUAUAUUUAUAUAGGCAUCAUGCAAAUAAAUGUAGUAAGUAAUGUCAUGAUCUGUUAGUUCAUGCAAAGUUGAUGUUGGUUCACACAUUAGUUAUUUUACCUGAAAAUAACAUUUUAGAUCACUACAUCUAUAAACCAAAGUAUUACCUUAUUAAUAAAUCCAUAAUAGCUGCUGUUCUGCAGUAUUUUUGUUGCACACCAGACAUAUGCUAAUGUUGCCUUUUGCAGCUGUGAAGAAUUACUACAGAAACUCAGCCUUGUAUGGCAGCAUGUGAAUUCAAUCCUUAAAGAGCAAGACACCUGGAAGAAAGAGGUAUGGCAGAACAUGAACACAGAACAACUCUAUCGGAGGACCAACCACCACCUGGAACUUCUGAAGGCCCUUCCAGAAGAGGUCCAGGAAUGGGAUGUCUAUAAACACACACUGGAAGCUGUUAAUAUAAUGCAUGUACGUAUCAUGAACACAUCAGUACAAUAGUUUAUUUCACUUUCUUUGCACAUGUUUCUGUGUAAUAUCAUAAUGAAAUGCAAUAAAAACAAAGAAGGUGGAGCAGCGCUGAACAACUAAGCAAAAAGAUAUGGGAGGCAACACUCCUUAAAGUGAGGUAUUCCCUCUAAACCCCCAAGAUAACUGAGAAAAACAAUACAAAGAUACAGGUUGCUCCAAUAAAAAUUGGUAAACCUCGAAGAGCUAAAUACCAGUAAGUAAAAUAUAGUCCAAAAAAGUGACAUUCCAUCUUCAGACUUUCUUGUGAUGUUCGCUGGACAGUUUCUCUUAGUAGCAGCAUAUGAAAGAGCAAAAAACCAGAAGGAAUCAAUAUGACAAUAAAGUGUUUGACAUACAACACUAAAAUGUAAAAAUGCCAACUCACAUAUAAUAGAGCUAUAACCAGCUCUGAAUAAAACAGCAGACAGUAGUUUUAUUAUCCCCACUUACAGGAUAUUCACCUUAGAGAGGAACGUAUAAAAGGAGCAAACUAGAUAAAAUGUUUUCAUAUUUUCUAUUCUAGAUGAUCAUUGACACUAUUAAAUUCCCUCCCUUGGUGUAGGAGUUACUUUAUAAGAUUAAACAUGUCUAUCCUAUAUUCUGUGAGGAGACAAGUUACCUCUCUGUAAUGUUGCGAUAUAUAUCUGCUAAAUAAUAGUACAGUGCAAUUAAAAUAUAAAUUGAGUUAUGUUAAUGUUAUAAUUAUUACACUCAGUAGGGAAAUAACACUGUCUAUAAAACUCAUAAUCAUUGCAGGAGCGUUGAGUCAAAGAUAAAUCAAAUACGUAAAAUUAGAUAAAAAAGAACACUUUGAUACAUUUAAGGGUUAAAGACCUAACAAACAAGAUGAUCUGAGAAUUAAAUCUGUAUUUUGAAUUUCACUAAUAUUUGUUUAAACAAUUAUGAUAGGCCCACGUAACCCAUUGUAUUCCAACAUGCAAAGAACAAAAUAAAAUUAUGACUUCUCUAAAUACCUGGUAACUAAUACAAUAAACAUUGUAUUUUAUACCUCAUUUUAAAGUAGAAUUUUUACACCCUAAUGUAAAAUGCUGUGUAUUUGAAUAUAUAUUUUUUUAAAAUGCAUUGUAUAACCUACUGUGAAUAUAUUUAAACACAAAAAUGGCACAUGCUUUUUUUCCCUUCAGUUGACCUUACCAUUGAUAGAAGAAAUCAGCCACCCAGCAAUGAGAACAAGACAUUGGAACCAGUUGGUUCGACAGACAGGGGGUUUGCUCCUUGUUACUCAGCAAAGUUUUAAGGCUCUGACACUCGGAGAUCUCCUAGCAAUGGGCUUAGAAAGUAAGUUUUCAGAUAGAUAUAUCAUUGAUAUACAGAGUUUUGAGUGAGUUUUUUUUCUUUCAUCCAUAAUAAGAGAUGAAUAAUGACAUGCUGAGUUUGUCAAAGGUUUGGCCUAAUUUAUCAUGAUGCUAACAAAACUCCCCACUUAAAUGUAUUACUCUCUCUGUAUACAAAAUUAUACAGAUUUAUUCACUAAACAGAGCAUGGUGGCUACAUGUUUCAAAUUCAUCAAUUUUUUACAGUUAGCAGGUUUGGUUUUCAAUUCUUUUAAUGAGCAAACCCCAUUGUUGUUUUUUAAUAUUCAGAAAUGAUGUUCCGCCAUUUAGCAGUAAGUUAUAGUGAGCUGACAAAUGAAUUGUAAAAUUUGGAACUAUAGCUGCACUCCUGACCAUGAUCUUGCAAACUGAUGUUUAAUUCUCAAGAACUCGCUGUUUAAUUAAUAUGUCUAAAUUUGUUUGCAACAUGAAAUCCUAAAGCUCAAAUAUUGAUUUAAAGCAAAUAAGAUCCUUAAAGGACACUCCAAACACUUAAAGCACUUUAGCUUGUUAAAAAUGCUUUAUGUGUGAACAGUGUGUCCUCUUUUAUUCAUUUUACAAAGUGUAGAUCUCAAUGGAAAUUUGCACAUUUAUAAAUUAACCUUGUUAUACCUUCGGCUGUUAGAAAAUCAGUAGUGUUACUUCCUGGUGGUUUAUCUCAGUGUAACUAAGCUCAAAGUUUUUAUGCCCUCAAUAAGAAAAAUGCAGAAAUUAAUGCAUGUAUGUUUUUAUUGGGGGUAUAUCUAUUAAAUUGUUAAAAAAAAAAGGGUAUGUAUUAUGAAAAUAAAUCAAUUAAUCCCCAAAAAGUGUAUACUUGGGCUAACGUUUGCCCACAAAAUUCAAAAUUCAAUUUAGUAUGAAGAAAAAUAAAAUGGUUUAUUUUGUCUUUGCUAUCACAUCACACGGAAAAACAAAUUUGACUGCCAUUGCUUGUUUCUAUUCAUCUACUUUUCUAACACGGGACUCUUCAUGGCAGCCCUUAAUCCUGUUUAAUGUGGAACAUCUUAUCUGAAUCUGGUAAGAAUGUAUCAAGGCCUCUGAACACUGUUAAAGGUUUCAGUAACACCCUCCAAUUCACUGCAUAGCACAGAUGACUAGAGUAACUGUAAUUACUGUAUGCAGGCAUUAAUCUGUUUAAACACAUUUUUUUUAUUAAUUCCCAUUCCAAAAUAUAACCAGGUUCAUUAGACAGAGUUAAAUCACAUAUUAAAAGGAAAGGAUAAAUAAGGUAAACCCUAUGACAAUAGCAACCCUUCUAAAAGAGAAGGGAAGGAGUGUCACAAGGAGAACCUAUAAAGGAAGUCACUAAACUUUCAGUUCUGAAUUUAGGUACUCAUAUUGAAACACAAGACUAAAACUAGCAACAGGCUAUAAGGUCCAGAUGCAGGUAUGACUGAGGAAAAUAUACUACAGAGUAGUUUGAAAUAACUUUAUUAAAUACUAAAUCAAAAGAUGAAUACAAAGAGGACAUAAGAGUAUUUCUGCAUAAAAGAUAUAUGUAAAACUUUGUAUAAAAUAAUUAGUGGGCUGCUAGGAAUUCUUGACCUAGGAGAGAUAAGGACCAUACUCUAUGUGAUUGUUAGAGAUGGGUGCUCAAUCCUCUGUGAUGGAGAAAAGCAAAUAAAUAAAUAAAUAUAUAUAUAUAUAUAUAUAACAAAAUUAUAAACGCAACACUUUUGUUUUUGCCCCAAUUUUUCAUGAGCUGAACUCCAAGAUCUAAGACUUUUCUAUAUACACAAAAGGUCUAUUUCUAUCAAAUAUUGUUCACAAAUCUGUCUAAAUCUUUGUUAGUGAGCACUUCUCCUCUGCCGAGAUAAUCUAUCCACCUCACAGAUGUGGCAUAUCAAGAUGCUGAUUAGACAGCAUGAUUAUUGCAAAGGUGUUCCUUAGGCUGGCCACAAUAAAAGGCCACUCUAAAAUGUGCAGUUUUAUCACACAGCACAAUGCCACAGAUUUCGCAAGUUUUGAGGGAGCGUGCAAUUGGCAUGCUGACUGCAGGAAUGUCCACCAGAGCUGUUGCCCGUGAAUUGAAUGUUCAUUUCUCUACCAUAAGCCGUCUCCAAAGGCAUUUCAGAGAAUUUUUCAGUACAUCCAUCCGGUCUCACAACUGCAGACCACAUGUAACCACACAAGCCCAAGACCUCCAUAUCCAGCAUCCUCACCUCCAAGAUCGUCUAUGACCAGCCACCCAAACAAUUGCUGCAAAAAUCAGUUUGCAUAACCAAAGAAUUUCUGCAAAAACUGUCAAAAGCCGUGUCGGGGAAGCUCAUCUGCAUGUUUGUCGUUCUCAUCGGGGUCUCGACCUGACUGCAGUUUGUCGUCGUAACUGACUUGAGUGGGCAAAUGCUCACACUACGAUGGCGUCUACAACCUGAUCAACUCUAUGCAAAGGAGAUGUAUUGCACUGCGUGAGGCACUAGAUACUAACUGGUUUUCGGACCCCCCUGGAAUCACUCCAGACCACCCAAUACAAUAAAACUGCACAUUUUAGAGUGGCCUCCAAUCCUCUCUCACAUUGUUAUUGGUCUGGCGAGUUGCCGGCAUUGCUGAUUGUCACUUCAGGGUCCGGUCGGCGCGAGGCACUUUACGGAGUUUCUGCUGUCUUAGGGUUCCAGUUUCCCCCUGUGCUGAGCGUCCUCUCUGCCUGAGUGCCUGUCUGUCCAUCUGGUCCCUCGUCCACAGGUUUUCGUGUUCCGUCAGCCUAGUCCGUAAGUCCAUACGGAUGGGCACUCCGUCUGUGCCAUUCCACAAACUAGGCUCCAUGUGUCUUGUCCGGGGCUCGAUGUGGUAG